Cyprinus carpio (common carp) is the source of this 4611-nucleotide messenger RNA. RefSeq names its product zinc finger protein 385A-like. The record is from RefSeq and is a predicted model, not a curated record. Gene Ontology annotation, cellular component: nucleus. Lineage: Eukaryota; Metazoa; Chordata; Actinopteri; Cypriniformes; Cyprinidae. Gene Ontology annotation, molecular function: nucleic acid binding; zinc ion binding.
AAUUUAAAUUUAAUUCGACUUUUUUGGGGUGCUUGCCCAUUCAAUUCAAAUUCACAUUCAUAAUUUGAAAUUCUGCCAAUUCUUAAAUUCAAAAUUUUGCACUGGUAUGCAUUCCAGCAUCCUAAGCCCAUCAUAUCUCAACGGUAGGGUGGUUUGCAUUAGGUUUGUUGCCGUUUGCAUCCACAGUUGACAAACUGGGAUUCACGACCUUCCUCUUGACCUUUACAAAGUGAAUGAUUAAGCAAAGCUCCAAUAAUGAGCAGUUAAUCAGUAAAGAUCAGUAUAAAGACCUCACCUGUAUCUGUGUGUUUACCCAUUGGUGUAUCAGGGCACACACACGAGUCCAUCCUCAUUAUGAGCUGUUUGCUCAGGUGCUGGUCUAAUAGUGUGUAUGAGUGCCCUCUGGGAUCAGAUGACGGCAUGUGUGCGAGUCUGUGUGUAAUGCACCUGUAGUUUUAUAAUAAUUGAGCUUAUAUGUCCAGUUUCCACCACCCCCCUUUAUUUUCUGUCUCUGUGCAGUGCACUAUCAAGAGUGUCAGCCAGCCUUCUUAGUAUUCACAUCCCCACUCGCUGACUUACUGCACAAGCCAGAGACAACAAAGGAGAGAGAGAGAGAGAGAGAGGAGGGAAAAGGAACAAACAGGAAGACAAAAUAAAAGAUAGCAAUUUUUCUAGCCCCUAGCUCAAGCAUGCAUAGUGUGUGUGCUAGUAAAUGGCUUUAGAUAAUUCAUUUUUGAUGCCUCCUUUCUUCUCUAGCCUUUUUUUAAAUGUUCGAUUCACCCCUGCAGCAUGGCUUUCCUCCAUCGGAAAGGCUGCCAUAAGCGCCGCUGUUGUCUGAGGCGAACCGAAUUGCUUACAUACCGAAGAUGUUCAAUUUUGAAUUCUUUAUGAGGCGCAUUUCAACCCGACAAUGACAUGUUUUGAAAUUGGCCUAGUUGUGCUUAAUAAGACUGCGGCUUGUGUUGGUCUCUCUCUCUUUGUUAAUUUCUCUGUCUCUAUUAUUCUUCCUUCCAGUCUUUUCUCAGUGUCACUCCAUGUCUCCUCAUCCCUCUGUCAGUUUGAGUUUAAUCUCCCCCUCCUCCUCCUCCUUCUGAUUCUUUCGCUCUGUCGCUCUCCAUUCCAUCUCUUCCAAAUGCACAUACUUUUUUCUCAUAUCUCCCCAAACUAUUAAGAAAAUCAUUGAGUAACAAAUAUUUUUUGCAACAGAAAGACUUAAAGGAGAGCCUCAGGGAGGUGCAGAGAGGAUGUUAAUCCCCUUACAAGUUCACCAUCACAAGGGUCGAAAAGGGGGGUGAGAAGAGGAGUGAGAGAAGUGACCACCACUAUCGUGACUGCCAUAAACAGACUGAUUAUGAGAGUGUAAGAGAUGGAGGGAAACAUUGAGAGAGAGAGUGUGGCAAUGCUUCCAUGCUUUCCACUCUGCAGGAUGACAAGCGGCUGCUGCCUCUCCAAUUGGUUGGGACUGCCACCAAUCAGAGCACAGACAGGGAAGGUGCCUUUAGGUUAUACCCAACCCCAAAAACAAGAAGCGGGGAGAGAGGGAGAUAGAGAGAAGAGAAAGAGAGAGAGAGAGAGAGAGAGAGAGAGAGCGCAGCACAGACCGGCUUGACUAUGCUACUGAUGCAUUUCUUCAUGGUAUCUGAGAAAUGUUCCUGUUGAAGGGAAACUGUUCAUAUUCUGUCUGCUGUAAAGAAGCACAGUGUGUCCCAGUGCACCUACAGGGUUUUCGGCUCAUUCACUGACCAGGGCUCUGGCAUUUCUGACCCCCCCCCCACCCAACCCCGGUCUCGGGACCCUCCCCCACGUUGCCCUCUGACUCACCUGAGAGAAGACAGCAGAAGACCUGCAGAUCCCUCCCCUCACAAUACUGCUUGUUCACCUGGAGAGAGAGGACAUACAAGAUACAGGAUGGACAACAGAUAUGCUCUCUCUCACGCUGCACUGGCUGCUUGACUCACUUCUGGUUUGGAAGAGAGACGCAGAGAGGAGUGCGAAGAAGAACUUGUGCUCCCCUGGAUUAGAAUUCGAGGAAAGCUGGUCCUGAUCACAGGAAUAAGGCUUUUAGGAUGAUCUUGGGUAGCAUCAACCGAACAGGGGCUGUCCCUACAUUUCUGCGGACCCCCACAGUCAUCCAGCCUCAUCUGGAUAUGAAGCACUUUUUACAGUUUCCAAUGGAGACUCCUCCUCCACACAGUGUUGGGCUCUUCCACAACUUCAACGCGAUGGAUCCUGUUCAGAAGGCAGUGAUCAACCACACCUUUGGAGUCCCACUGGUGAAGACCAAACGGCCAAUCAUUUCCUGUAAUGUCUGCCAGAUCCGUUUCAACUCGGAGAGUCAGGCAGAAGCCCACUACAAGGGGAACCGUCAUGCUAGGAGAAUCAAAGGCAUUGAGACCUCCAAGAGCCGCCCACAAGAGAGUGACAAACCUCCUCCCGGUCCCGUCUCGUCACCCUCACCUACUGGACCCUUACCGGCCAUCUCUGAUACCGACCCCAGCAAAACAGAUGAGACACGGUCAGCUCCACAGUUAAAUGGACCUGUGGUGGCCCCAGAGCCCAUGGCCAUUUCUGCUCCCCCUACCCCAGAAUCCCCCGGUCCUUCUGCCUGUCCUCUUCUGCCCACCCCCACUACCCCUCAACCACCUCCGGCCACCUCCUCAUCUCCUUGCUGUGGCUCUUCUAACCCAGAGCAGACUGGCACCGGGGCCCCUGGGGCACCAUCAGUCACUCCCAGCAACCCUGAGACCGAAGAGGACAAAGCCAAGAAGCUGCUGUACUGCUCACUGUGCAAAGUGGCCGUCAAUUCACUCUCCCAGUUGGAGGCCCACAAUAAAGGCACUAAACACAAAACCAUUCUGGAAGCCCGCAGCGGACUGGGCCCCAUUAAGGCAUACCCUCGUUUGGGUCCGAAGCCCAGCGGGGAGCAGGGAGGCGGGGCCACAGACCCCAAUACUCAGGAACGCACCUUCCACUGUGAGAUCUGCAACGUGCGGGUCAACUCAGAACUGCAGCUUAAACAGCACAUAUCAAGUCGAAGGCACCGGGACGGUGUGGCAGGAAAGCCAAACCCCCUCCUGAGCCGACACAAGAAGCACAGGGGAGCUGAGCUUGCGGAUCUCACCAAAGCGUUAGGCGCCGGCCUCUUGCCGAGUCCUCUGGCCAUUGCUGCAGCAAUGGCAGCAGCGGCCUCCUCCAAUCCGCUGGCUCUCCGCGCAGCAGCCCCCACCCACCAUCCACAUCAUCACCUCCUGCAGGGUCCGCCCCUCAGCCACGCCAUCUUGAGACCAGCUCCAGGGCCCAUACGCACCUCACAUGGGCCUAUUCUGUUCUCACCGUACUGACUCCGCCUUCACCUCCCCCCUCCCCCUUAGCCAAUCACAGCCAGUCUGGAGCCUCACCUCCAAAAGCACACUGUGAAGAUGAAAAAAUUGUGAAACACCACAGCAAUGACAAAAAUCGGCCCAUCAACAAUAACAUCAAUCAUUAAAUCAAGCAGAAGGGGGUGCAUCCAUGAAGGAGGGUGUGACUGGCGUUCCAACCCUCUUUCCAUCUCCUUUAACUGCCUCCUCCAUCUCUGUUUGUUUGGAUCAAGUGAUUUAUGAAUGGUCAAAUGUAGGGAUUGUUGGAAUAGAGCAAUAUUGUAUGCUGAGAGCAUCUGACGUCCUUGUACCUUCCCUCUAUUUAUACUCGUACUGUGAGGUAGCAGCAGUCACAUGGUAGCCAGACAUGCUGGAAUGAGUUAGGCAACUUUCUAGACACCCAAAACACACAACCCAACACACAAAGACUACAGUUAAAUGUUGUUCUGAAAAUGCACCCUUAACCCUAUGCACCUUGAGAAACCAUCAGUAUGCUUCUCAAAGUAUUCGCUGUAUUCAACUUGUCCUGUCUGGCUUUGGCAUCUUUGCAAGAGGAAAUGGCCUCAAUCUCCAUUGCAGUUCCACCAUCUCAAGAUUCAGAGCAGGGGAUUGUGGAGAAGGUCUAAGGAUGCCCAACACUUUCCGAAUGCUGGCUCGAAGAUUAGACGGCGGCAGCGGCGAAAAGCCCGACUUCAUACAGUCGAAUUUCUCUAGGGAAACGGAGGGAUUCAGAAUAGAUACUCAAGAUUCCUUUUUACUCAGAAUCAGACUCCUUUGUGUCACUUUUACAUCCGUUAGCGCUAGGAGCGGUUGACUGAAAAACCUCAGACCCCUUAGAUCUUAGAAAAUCAGUAGACAUCUAUUUAUUCUAUUGUGUAGCAUAGUUUAGUUCAGAACAUCCAAGCCGGUUGACUUUAGAAAAUAUUCAGAAGUGAAAUACUGUAUGUACGUAGAGGAUUAUGUAACUGCUGAUAGAUCCUGAAAUGACAUGGACGGGUACUUUGAAUCUCAGAGAAAGUAAACAAACCUAAGCACACUCUUGGACUUACAGUACAUACAGGCUCCUCUGUUCAUUCUGUCUCUGUAUGUUCGGUGGACAUUAUGCAACCCCAAGCAAUACGGCCCCCCUUCUGUCCGACUUCCGCAUUCAGUCUCACAAGACAGCGUGCAUCCCGCAAGGACUGACACCACAGGUCAGCCACUCCAGCGGACGCCCAAGAGACUACAAAAAUGAACAGAGAGAAGAUGCUGA